GCAGAUUGGUCCCUUCAUGUCACUGAACGCCGCCCACCUCUUACUUCUCACUUCAACUUCCCCAGUCCUUGCACACCGUAUACCUCGCGGCACCACCUCCCGCUCGCUCGUGCCAUCAGCAAAUUUGUAUGCAGUGUGCACCAUUCCGCCGUCCGAUGCGUCAUCAAGAGCCCACUGAAUUAUAGGUCUAUUCCGCCGGGCUGCGACUUAGGGUCAGGAUAUCACUCUUAGACCUCGGCACGGCUGCAAAGUCCUACGCAGCUCUCGUCUACCUUCA
Molecule: messenger RNA, 277 nt
Organism: Schizophyllum commune H4-8
Lineage: Eukaryota; Fungi; Basidiomycota; Agaricomycetes; Agaricales; Schizophyllaceae
Exons: 3
Coding region: 17-178 (53 amino acids)
Source: RefSeq, a predicted model, not a curated record